CGUGCGACGAGUCGAGACUGUGUUGCUGGGCUUUUUUCUCUUUUCUUCCGGCCCAACUUGGUGGCUGAUUUUCUCUCUCUCUCUCUCUCUCUCUCUGUUUUGUUGGUGUGGUUGAGUCGACUGGUAGAUGCGGCUGGUCCGAGACCUUGGUCGCGUGGCACCAACAACCAGAGUCAGUCGGUCACAAAUUCCCAAAUCCACGGGAGAGAGAUAAUCAUCAGGCAGAGCUGCAGCAGGUGGCCAUGGCCGACUCCCCCGAGUUAGCUCGUGCUCGGGACGUCCUGAGCGUCAGCGCCGACGAGCACGCGCGGGUGGACGCGCUCUCCUCCGCCGCAUCCGCAUCCCUAUCACAGUCCACUACUCAUCUGUCGCCGAGCUUCUUCGAGGGAUUCGCGCUGCGCGGGAUCCGCGUCCUCCGCCUCCACCCGGGCUUCAUCCACUGCUCCUACACCGUCCCCCCGAGCCUCACCGACUCCACCACCGGCUGCCUCGCCGCCGGCGCCGUCGUGGCCCUGGUCGACGAGAUCGGCUCCGCCGCCUCCAUCUCCGAGGGCCAAAACCUCAAGGUCUCCGUCGACAUGUCCGUCGCCUUCCCGGAUCUCUCCCAGGCCCGCCCGGGGGACCGGCUGAGCAUAACGGCAAGGGCACUCGGACACAAGGGCGCCUACUCCGGCACACACGUGCUCUUCACCAACGCCGGCACCGGCAACGUCGUCGCCGAGGGCAGGCACUCCCUCUUCGGUAACAUGAAGAAGUCGCCACCACCCAAGCCAGCGGCCACUACUCACAGGAGCAACUUGUGAUGAUGCCUCUGCCUGCUCCUACUCCGCUACUCUGUUCUGUAUUCUGAUGAAGAGUACCUUGCCAUCAGACAUCAAGUAUAAAGGAGAUAUGUUCUGAACGGGCGCCUACUCCUCUCUUAUCAGUUCGGCCUGUAUAUGUAACAUUGAUUCAGAGCAGUACGAUGUAUGAUGUGUAUUAUGCAACUCGACUUUGGUAAUCAGAACUAUCAUUCUCCAUGUC
Molecule: messenger RNA, 1023 nt
Organism: Triticum aestivum (bread wheat)
Lineage: Eukaryota; Viridiplantae; Streptophyta; Magnoliopsida; Poales; Poaceae
Exons: 3
Coding region: 243-803 (186 amino acids)
Molecular function (GO): fatty acyl-CoA hydrolase activity
Source: RefSeq, a predicted model, not a curated record